Messenger RNA from Ctenopharyngodon idella (grass carp), 3863 nucleotides. It is a transcript of the gene hoxa3a, whose product is annotated as homeobox A3a. Gene Ontology annotation, cellular component: nucleus. The transcript is spliced from 4 exons. Gene Ontology annotation, biological process: regulation of transcription by RNA polymerase II. Gene Ontology annotation, molecular function: RNA polymerase II cis-regulatory region sequence-specific DNA binding; DNA-binding transcription factor activity, RNA polymerase II-specific. The coding region runs from base 1864 to 3099 and encodes 411 amino acids. The record is from RefSeq and is a predicted model, not a curated record. NCBI's taxonomy places the organism in Eukaryota, Metazoa, Chordata, Actinopteri, Cypriniformes, Xenocyprididae.
ACAACUACCACGUCUUGCUAUAUUAUUUACUGUCAUUCAAUUUAUUUAAAGGCUUACACAUGCUACAUGCACGCAUACACACACCUAGGCUACAUGUAAACUGAAGUCCCAUAAUUUCUUCCUUUCCACGUUUCUAUGGUGCAAUUGUCAUUAUGAAGGAGACCGCUGCAAUGCUCUGGAGCUAACGUGAGAAAACGGUUUAAUAGGCUACAGAUUAACAAACGGAUUGUUAGGCUACAUAUGUUACUUUAACACACAUCUAAGAAGUUAAUUUGCAGUGAUUUCAGAUCUAUGUUAUUUGUUUGACAAAAAUAAUUUAAUCUAUUUCUCGUCUAGCAGUUUCCGCGCCAUUAAUGAAACCCCUUAGUCAUCGUUUUGAUGAAAGAAAAAAAGGACACAAUGGUGUAAAUGUUCAAAAUGCUGAAAUUGUAGGAAAACAGCAUACACAAGGAUUUUCAAAUCCCACUCACCAACCCACGCCGCCCGCUCUUUUCUCUUUAGCUUUGGCAAUCUUUAAUCCAGUGGGCCGCGCGAGAACAGAAAUCUGCCUCUGUGUUUACUGCCGUGCUGCGUAAAGACAUAAAUCUUCGCGUCUGACCGAGAAAAUACACAAGCUGAUGUUGGUAAUUCAUUCGUAUGCAGAAGAGUUUGAUCCAUAACCUCCAGUCCCCAGCUCGCGGCUCCCUUUUUUCUGCCUGCUACUUUGGAGGUCCGGGAGUUUUAUUACCUUUUUCUAUUUUGCAAAAAAAGAAGAAGAAGAAGAAAAAAAAAAAUAGUAGUUGCCAAUAUUCCUUGACUUGUCUUCAUGACCAAUUAUUUUUUUAAAUGGAUGAGUUUACUGAAAUGUUGCAGUAGCCUAUAUUACUACUACUACUACUGCUACUACUACUACUACUAACUACUAGCUACUAUACCAUUAUUAUUAUUAUUAGGCUAUUAUUGUGUUUUUAUUGCUGUUUCAAUUUAUAAUCUCUUAAAACAAUUUGUGAUUAGCCUACUGUAAUUAGUAAUUAGUAAUUCAGCCCUUUUCAGUCUAAUAGUAUUGCAGUUUUUAAUUCUUUAAUAACCAAUACAAUGUUGCUACGAUUAAGCUUGACAUAGUUUCUAACAACUAGUCUAGUUCUGAGCGUAAUUACAGAGUUUUGGAUUUUUAUGAAGUUGUAUAUAUUCCGUCCUGACUGUGUUCACAGGGGAGUGAAGCAGCUUUCUGUGCUUGAGAAGGCGCUUCAUUUGCAUAAUUUUUCUUGUCUACGGUGACGCUCUGUUUCGAGGGAGUUCACUGGGGUGUGCAUGAGUAUGUGUUAACGUGCUAGUUUGUGCACGUUAGCGGUACACGAAAGACUCACUAGAGCGCAGCCCAUGGUGGCAUUUAGUAUAGGUCUGAGAACACAGGCGUUCAUUUAGUAGUAUGUAAUAUGUGUGUAUGUGUGAAGGUGCUUAAUCUUUACGACCAGGGCGCACGAGACAACUUUCGUUAUCUGGCUGCUAUACUGAUUUACGUCAAAAAGAGAAAAAGACAGAAGGAAGGAAUUUGAGUCCUCGAGCGCGACGGAGUCGCAGCUUUACUGCAGAUCCGUCCCAUGACUCCUGCAAGUGCAGCUCUGGCUUUGUUGUCUUUCCGAUUUAGCUUUACCCUGGACCGCUGUUUGAUCGAUUUCUGCCGCUGAAUGAGAGAAACUCGCGCCGUGCUGCGCGCUGCUCGUCAGAGAGGAAGUUAUGUUGGCUAUUGUUGCAGCUGGCCAUAAGGUUCACCCGUAGAGCCCAUUGGCGAAGAGGUGUCACGUGACUACAUUGAGCCAAUGUUCUUCUACAAAGGUGUCAGGACCUUGUCAGAAAGUGAAAUAAACAUUGGGAAACGGCGAGAUGCAAAAAGCGACCUACUGCGACGGCUCGGCAAUUUACAGUGGCUUCCCCUAUCAAAGCGCAAACGGUUUAGGUUAUGAUGCCAAUCAGCAGCAAUAUCUCCAGGCCCUUCAUGUGGAAAGUGAGUACCAACGACCGGCCUGCUCCCUGCAGUCCCCUGGUGGUUCUGCAGCUCUGCACAAACCCAAUGAAAUCUCCGAGGGCUGCCAACGGAGUAACGGGACACAAGCCCCAGUACCAGACAUCCCCGAUAACAACCAGCCCCCUACUGCCCCUUCCGGACCAUCUUCCCCCAGUGCCCUGAACCAAAUUCCGAGCAAUGAUACCACCACCAAGAAUCCUGGGCACUCAUCUCCAACGUCAGCCACAAGGAAACAAAUUUUUCCGUGGAUGAAGGAGUCCCGUCAGAACACAAAGCAGAAAUCCUGUAGUACCAUUUCAGUAGAGAGCUGCGCUGGAGACAAGAGUCCCCCAGGUUCAGCCGCCUCUAAGCGUGCUCGUACUGCAUACACGUCUGCUCAACUCGUAGAGCUGGAGAAGGAGUUCCAUUUCAACCGUUACCUCUGCCGUCCGCGACGAGUGGAAAUGGCAAAUCUGCUCAACCUUACGGAAAGGCAGAUUAAAAUAUGGUUCCAGAAUCGCAGGAUGAAGUACAAAAAGGACCAGAAGGGGCUCGGAAUGAUGCCCUCUCCUGGAGCACAGUCUCCUCACAGUCCCGUUGCUCUGUCAUCCGGUGGCGGAGGAGGGGGUGGGAGUGCAUAUUUAAGUUCAAUGCAUUCCCUGGUUAACAGCGUGCCCUACGACUCACCCGCUCCAGCAUCGUAUAACAAACCCCAGCCUAAUGCUUAUAACCUUCCUACGUCAUAUCCACCUCCUCUGAAUAACUGCCCGCCUCCUCAGAAGCGGUAUCCGGGGACUGGCACAGCCACGCCUGAAUACGACACGCAUCAUCUUCAAGGCAACAACAAUUACGGAACGCAAGUGCAUGGUAGCCCGGUUUAUGUCAGUGGCGGUGGAGGCUACUCGGAUUCUUUGGUAGGUAUGGGGGCCUCGGUAUUUGGCCUGACACAUCUACCGCAUCCACCUCAAGGCAAUAUAGACUACAGCGGCGCUAUCACCAUGGGGAACAACCAUCAGCAAGGAGCUUGCGAACCAAACCCAUGCACAUUCACAGACCUUACACCGCACUAUUCUCAGGGAAGAAUUCAGGAAGCGCCCAAACUGACGCAUCUAUAGUGCCGAUACAGUGUAUUUCUCUUCUCGUCCACGGCACACAUUUGCGUCCCCGUUCUGACGGCGUUUUCUGCCACCUAUUUUGUUCAUAUAGUUUUCCUGACGUAGCCUCAGGUGAAACGCCCUUGUUUUAUGUUCAACUUUAUACAUAUGUAGAAAAUAAAUUAAAAUUCCUUAAAACUUAUGUCAUGGCAUAAGUGUCAUGGAUAUGUAGGGCUAUUUGAUUUGUUUUAAGAAAAUCUGAAACAGGGUAUAAAACAGUUUUGUGACAGGUUUUUAAAUUGAUUUUGAUUUUAAAGUUUUUAAAUUGUCCCUAGUCCACGGUUUCUUUUCUGUUUUGCAUUUUGCACUUGAGGAAGGAUGCAUAUGAACACGAUUUCUUAUUCAACAGUUUUAUCAUACAGCGUAAGCUCGUGUCUUUCAGUCCUUCAAAUGUAUUUAUUUGUUUCCAUGGACAGUAGAUUGUUUGUGUUAUGUUGCCCAAACCCUUUAGAUAUAAAGCAAUGGGUAAAAAGAAAAAUGCAUCAGGGGAUUCUCCCAGUCAUGUCAAAGCUUAAACAUAUUGUCAAGUGCUAACAGGCAAGACUGUUUAUCAAAGAUCAGUGUGUUCGUAUAUUAAUCAAUGUGUGCGAAUGUUAAUCAUGUCUUGCUCAAACAGUCGAAAGAGACAUCCGAGCAGAUACUCAUACUUUUUAUUUGUUCGAAUAUUUUUGAUGUCACACAUUCCAUGCUGCUCCACUUCUGAAGAAAUAAAAGAAACUAACUGA